ACUCAGCAGAAAAAUGGCUAUUUUGCGACAGAGCAUUUUCCUAACAGUUCUUGGACUCGCUGCUUCCCAAGAACUGUUCUGUACAGCACCGUCAACCUUCUACAUUCCACUUGUUAAGUCGAACUGGUACGGAGCUAUCGAGUACUGCAACCGGAUCGGAAUGCGCUUGGCCGUAGUCGACUCCCAGAGGAAGCAAACCGAGAUCACCCAGCUGGCCUUCGGGUCCCAUCUAUUCGAGUCUGACACCGAAGUGACGAGAGCCGAUUUGUGGAUCGGUUUGAACGAUUUGGCUCUGGAGGGCCGGUUCAUCUGGCAUGCCCUCGGGUUGGGACCCGUGUUUACGCAAUGGAAGAAAGAUGAACCGAAUAAUUUGAACCAAUCGGAGCACUGUACUCACAUGUGGUGGCAACCGACGAACAAUUUAUUUUGGGACUGGAAUGACGACGGUUGCAGUCGUGAAUUUAACUUUGUGUGUGAAAAUUUAAAACUAGCGUGAUUGGAAAUGUGAAUUUAGAUUUAUUUUUAGUGUUAUUAUAGCCAAUCAAUAGCAAUCGUUUAGAAAGCAUUAUCGUUCGUAAACAGUGCUAUUAUAGUUAUCACUUAUAUAAAAAUGAAUGUUUGUUUGUUAGUGUCGUUAAAGCUCGAGAACGGC
Molecule: messenger RNA, 652 nt
Organism: Armigeres subalbatus
Lineage: Eukaryota; Metazoa; Arthropoda; Insecta; Diptera; Culicidae
Product: C-type lectin 37Db-like
Exons: 2
Coding region: 14-496 (160 amino acids)
Molecular function (GO): signaling receptor activity
Source: RefSeq, a predicted model, not a curated record